This is a messenger RNA of Coprinopsis cinerea okayama7#130, 2304 nucleotides long. RefSeq lists its product as hypothetical. The coding region runs from base 1 to 2304 and encodes 767 amino acids. The record is from RefSeq and is a predicted model, not a curated record. Gene Ontology annotation, molecular function: protein binding. NCBI's taxonomy places the organism in Eukaryota, Fungi, Basidiomycota, Agaricomycetes, Agaricales, Psathyrellaceae. The transcript has a single exon.
AUGUUCGUGUCACGUCGCAUUCCUCCCUUGCUGGCUUCAAGACUCAGAGCUGGUCUCUCGAAUGCACACCAUCUGGAACAGCCCAUUGGACGCCUGCGGGUGCAGCCUUCAACAACGUCGGCUAUAUUUACAACCCAUUCGCUUUGGAGCGGUAGCUCUGACGUGGAACCUAUCGCCAAAACAUUAACUUCAAACGCAGAGCCAACCCAAGUCGAUCAUGCUUCCGUGGAAGAGCGGACAAUUCCUGCCCUUCAAGAUUUCCAGGAAGGCCUACGGAUAGCCCUCGACCACGACCAAUACGAUGUGGCCAGCGUCCUGCUUCAACAACUCACCAAGAUCUAUUCCGUCGACUCGGCUAGUCGCCUCACAGUCUUCCAUGACUUUUUGAAACGCGACGACUUGGAUCAAUUCGACCCAGCUGCCCUUGUUUCCGUUUUCAACCUCAUCAAGAGUUCCCCCUUCGAGGUUAAACAGCUUCAGACGGAGGGUGUCUUCCGCUUCCUCAGCCGGGAAGGUGUCGACACGUCCGCAUUCGCCGCUGGGUUCGACUGUAUCAUGGCGCACUUAUCUACCCUUCAAACACCUUCCGGCGUCAAUGCUCUCGACUUCAAACCGCCAGCCGCCGUCGGUGCUUCGUUCAAACUAACUAGAGACCUCGUCUCCGACGACCCUCAGCGGUCACUUGCAUUAUUUGACCUGCUCGUGGAUACUGGGAACGUUCCAGCGGAAUGCCUCCCUGGGGAAGAGGCAAUGGAAAACGCGGACAUCAAGUUCGUGGUCCUUUCGUCACUAUCCAAAGCCUCCAUCCACUGGGGAUGGUUCCUCGCCGCCGCGCGCUUCACCCUUGACCUCCUCGACCCCAAAGCAAAGGAGAAUCCAUUCAUUCCUCUUCUCGCCAUCGAGACCCUUGCCUCCCUGCUCGACGGCCCUGUUCAACGCCAACCUCUCGAGUACAUGAACGCUUGUUUCGAACUCAUCGAAGAAUCCCAUGCUAUCCAACCCGUGCCCGACAAUCUUAUUGUCCAGUUCUACAAAGUUGCAAAGGAAUACGAUCAAGGAGCUGCCGCAGAGAAGCUGUAUGGCCAUUCUGUGCGCCACCGCCAUCAUGCCCCCACCCAUCCCUAUCCCCUCCCGCCCAACUCGACGCUCGGCUGGCUCAUGCAACACCUCUCUACAAGCAGCCAACAGCUCGAUCUCCUGCGGUGUCUCGCCAGUGAUGUCGCCCGUAGGCCAGCUAUUCUCCCACCUGCAAUGCGACCCGGGUUCAUUGCUGCCACGGCUUCAGCGGGCAACGCGAGCUUGGCCAGAAGUCUCUGGGAAGCGUAUUCCCGGGGGAAGGAACGCCACCUUGUUUUCGCCAGUCCAAAACUACUCGUUCCAAUGGUGCGCCUCUUUGCGAUGGUGGUCAAGCAGAAGGAUAAGCAGUUGGAGCGGGCUGAAGCAGAGUCCCAGACUCGUCGCCGAAAUGGUCCCUCCCGACCCGGCAAGGACCCGGCAAUCCUUCGGCAAGACCGUGCAAGCGCGCAAGGCUUUCUGGACCGGCUUCUUGACGAAUACGAGCGCUGCCACCAUCCCAUUAGCCGCGCGUCACAUUUUGUAUUCACAACGUACGUUCAAGCGUGCUUUGUUGCAGGGCAUCAUGAAGAAGGACUUGCGCUCAUGCAAGCUCUUACGGAGCGAGCAGAACUUCCCGAUCGUCACGAUAUCAAUGUCAUGCUGAAUGGCAUAGCACUGCGCGAUCCACGACAGGCGGUGAGGGUUCUCAACCAAAUGACCGAGUCUAAACGUUUAAGCCCCGACACAACCACCUACGGCACAAUCAUGACGCGGGCUCUGGACCACCGCGACUUCGAGCUCGUCGAUGACAUGAUCGACCUCCUUGUAGGGCCCAAGGCGCGGUUCAAGGUACCAAGAUUUACCUUGAAAUCGGUAGCCGGGAUAUUGAGGGCCCUGGCCUUCUCAAGACCUGAAGAACCAAUGGAAGACCGUGCAGCGCGGCUUAGGAGGGCGAUGUCCAUUCUGGAAGAAUGGAUGACCACCAACAAUUCGACUUCAGCACAGAUGGGCAUCUUCCUCUCGAAGGCGGCGCUUCAGGUUGGUGAUCCAGCGAUGGCCUUCAAAUUCUGGGAUCUUAUGGUUCGGCAAGCUGUGCGCUUCCGGGAUAUCGAACACACCCAACUUCGGGUGGCUAUCGCAAACCUGGUUGAAUCUCACGGUAGGGAGGGAAGCAUUUCCACGGAGGAGCAGGAGCGCAUGCUAGGGCUGUUGGAGAGAAAGAGCAGGAACCAAUCCGUACAUUCUUAG